Molecule: messenger RNA, 2266 nt
Organism: Phragmites australis (common reed)
Lineage: Eukaryota; Viridiplantae; Streptophyta; Magnoliopsida; Poales; Poaceae
Product: LEAF RUST 10 DISEASE-RESISTANCE LOCUS RECEPTOR-LIKE PROTEIN KINASE-like 1.2
Exons: 4
Coding region: 168-2111 (647 amino acids)
Biological process (GO): protein phosphorylation
Molecular function (GO): polysaccharide binding; ATP binding; protein kinase activity
Source: RefSeq, a predicted model, not a curated record
UCUCGUGGAAACUACCCGGCCGUCGAGAAAGCGAGCGCAAGUGCGCGGCAGAACCCGGGAACAAAUUCCAAGUAUCUGACUGUGAGACCGCAGGGAGAAACGUCAGUCGCCUCCCUUUUCAUCCCCGCGCAGAUGCAAACAAGAGCCACCAACUCUCCCUUCUCGCAAUGCAUCUCGCCGUGCUGCUCCCCAUCUCCUCCUUGCUGCGCUUGGCGGUAGCCACCACCAACUGGACCGGCAGCAACGCGAGCUGCGCGCCGGCGAGAUGCGGGGACAUGAUGAUCACGUACCCGUUCUCGCUCGGCGGCACGCAGCCGCUGUACUGCGGUUACCCGGCCUUCGAGCUGACUUGCGACGGUGGUCGCGCAUACCUCGCAAGAGCGUUCAGGGAGCAACUUUUCCGUGUCGACAGUAUCUCCUACGACAACAACUCGCUGGUGGUGACCGUCGAGACGACCUUCGCCGGCGACAAGACAUGCCACAUCCCGGACUUCAACGUGUCCUCCGGCCUCGCCCUCUUCCCGCUCAACAUCAGCCGCACGAACAAGAACCUCACAUUCGUGUACAACUGUGAGGUUCCUCGUGGCGAGCAACUGUCACGGCUGUGUGCGAACCACACAAUGGGAGCUUACAUCUCUGAAAGGCCCGACGGCGAGGGCAGCCGGCCGCAGUGGGUUCAGACGAACUGCAGCUCUGUGAGCGUGCCGGUGCGGGGGUCAGGUCGUGAUUACGAGCGAUUGAUCAGAGAGGGUUUCCUCUUGGAGUGGCCACCGAUACGAGACUGCGAUGCGUGCACGGGGCGCGGUGGGGAGUGCAGGUUCGUUGAACUUGCGUUCCAGUGCGCCUGCCCCGACGGGCGGCUCUGCUCCAAUUCCUCGGCUACUUCUCGAGAAAGAGGCGGCUUGGGAAUCAAAAUCGGGGCAGGAAUCGCAGCAGCUCUGCUGUGUCUGAUCAUACUUGGCACUGUCUUUCUGUUCACGCUACACAAGCGAAGGAAGACGAAACGAUCUGCGUCACUGGCCGGCCUCGUCAGUGAAGGCACGCCGUUGGCAUCGCUCAGGAAAGAGUUCAGCAUCACCGGCUCGCCCCGUACCCACAUCUUCACUUACGAGGAACUCGACGAGGCCACCGACGGGUUCAGCUACGCCCGCGAGCUCGGCGUCGGCGGCUUCGGCAUAGUGUACAAAGGGACCCUGCGCGACGGGAGCGUGGUGGCGGUGAAGCGGCUGUACAAGAACAGCUACAAGGGCGUGGAGCAGUUCCUGAACGAGGUAGACAUCCUGUCGCGGCUGCGCCACCCCAACCUUGUCACGUUCUACGGCUGCACCUCGCAGGGCAGCUCCCGCGACCGCGACCUCCUCCUCGUCUACGAGUUCGUCCCCAACGGCACGCUCGCCGACCACCUCCACGGCGCGCGCGCGCAGGCGCAGCCCCUCUCGUGGCCCACACGCCUGGGCAUCGCCGUCGAGACGGCCAGCGCGCUCGACUACCUCCACGCGGUGGAGCAGCAGGUCGUGCACCGCGACGUCAAGACCAACAACAUCCUCCUCGAUGACGCGUUCCACGUGAAGGUGGCCGACUUCGGGCUGUCCCGGCUGUUCCCGCCCGACGCCACGCACGUGUCCACCGCGCCGCAGGGCACGCCGGGCUACGUCGACCCCAUGUACCACCAGUGCUACCAGCUGACCGACAAGAGCGACGUGUACAGCUUCGGAGUGGUGCUCGUGGAGCUCAUCUCCUCCAAGCCGGCGGUGGACAUGAACCGGACCGGCGGCGACGUGAACCUGGCCAACAUGGCCGUGCACAUGAUACAGUGCUACGAGAUCGACCGGCUGGUGGACCCGCAGCUUGGGUACGGGGCGGACGGCGAGACGAAGCGGACGGUCGAUCUCGUCGCCGAGGCGGCGUUCCGGUGCCUGCAGCCGGAGCAGGACGUGAGGCCGCCGAUCAGGGAGGUCUUAGACGUGCUGAGAGAGGCUCAGAGUAUGGACCAGGCUAGAUGUGUCAAGGACGAUGACGUGGGGUUGCUGAAGAAGAGCAGGGACGGCUCGCCUGACUCCGUCAUGUACCCGUGGAUAAGCCCGUACACCACUGCCAAUAACAGCAGUUGAGAGUUCAGAAAAUAUUUUCUGUCAGUGACUUGUGUGCAGAAUCUGUAAAUUCAUAGCCUUAUGCUAUAGCAAUUGGUAACCUGUUGUAAAUUGAUACAUGUGUUCAGGGCCUAAUGUUAGUGUCUUUGUCAGGGAGAUUGAAGGAUUCACGCCAA